Olea europaea var. sylvestris is the source of this 513-nucleotide messenger RNA. RefSeq names its product putative late blight resistance protein homolog R1A-3. The coding region runs from base 1 to 513 and encodes 170 amino acids. Gene Ontology annotation, molecular function: ADP binding. NCBI's taxonomy places the organism in Eukaryota, Viridiplantae, Streptophyta, Magnoliopsida, Lamiales, Oleaceae. Gene Ontology annotation, biological process: defense response to other organism. The record is from RefSeq and is a predicted model, not a curated record. The transcript has 2 exons.
AUGGGAAGCCUACAAGUUGCGGAAAGUCCAAGUGAAGUAUCAUCAUCCCAAGAUAAAAGAAUUCACAUGGUGGGCUUCGAGGACACGAGAAAACAAAUUGCAAGCAAGCUUCUUGGAGGACAAAUGGAAGAUGAAGAGAAGUUGGUCGAACGUCUUUACAAAAAUUUAAAGGGUAGACAGUACCUUAUUGUUAUGGAUGAUCUAUGGGAUACAAAAGCAUGGGUUGAUUUGAAAAGGUUAUUUCCAGAGGACAGAAAUGGAAGCAGAGUAUUGUUCACCAGUCGGCCGAAAAAUGUCGCGUCAAAAAUUUCCCAUGUUAUCAUUGAACCUUCUCCCCUGUCACCAGGUGAAAGUAAAAAUUUAUUAGAGCUGGUUGUUUUCAGAAAAGAACGUUGCCCUCAAGAACUGCAAGAUAUUGGAAAGAAAAUUGCAAUUACUUGUCAUGGACUCCCACUUUCACUCGUCAUGAUAGCUGGAGUUCUUUCAAAUAUGGAGAAGAAUGAAAAACUCUAG